This is a messenger RNA of Zygotorulaspora mrakii, 1086 nucleotides long. RefSeq names its product mannose-1-phosphate guanylyltransferase (gene PSA1). The record is from RefSeq and is a predicted model, not a curated record. The transcript has a single exon. NCBI's taxonomy places the organism in Eukaryota, Fungi, Ascomycota, Saccharomycetes, Saccharomycetales, Saccharomycetaceae. Gene Ontology annotation, biological process: GDP-mannose biosynthetic process; cell wall mannoprotein biosynthetic process. The coding region runs from base 1 to 1086 and encodes 361 amino acids. Gene Ontology annotation, cellular component: cytoplasm. Gene Ontology annotation, molecular function: mannose-1-phosphate guanylyltransferase (GTP) activity; GTP binding.
AUGAAAGGUUUAAUUUUAGUAGGUGGUUACGGUACAAGGUUGAGACCAUUGACACUAACGGUGCCAAAGCCUCUGGUGGAGUUUGGUAACAGACCCAUGAUUCUGCACCAGAUCGAGGCUCUGGCCAACGCAGGGGUCACAGACAUCGUUCUGGCCGUCAACUACAGACCGGAGGUGAUGGUGGAGACGCUGAAGAAGUACGAGAAGGAGUACGGUGUCUCGAUCACGUUUUCCGUGGAGACGGAGCCAUUGGGCACGGCGGGUCCUUUGAAGCUGGCCGAGGCGGUUUUGAAAAAGGACAAGUCGCCGUUCUUCGUGCUGAACUCGGAUGUCAUCUGUGACUACCCCUUCGAGGAGCUGGCCAAGUUCCACAAGGCGCACGGAGGCCAGGGUACCAUUGUCGCCACCAAGGUCGACGAGCCAUCCAAGUACGGUGUCAUCGUGCACGACAUCGCAACGCCAAAUCUGAUCGACAGGUUUGUGGAGAAGCCGGUCGAGUUCGUCGGUAACAGAAUCAACGCAGGUCUGUACAUUUUGAACCCGGAGGUCAUCGACUUGAUCGACUUGAAGCCAACCUCGAUCGAAAAGGAGACUUUCCCGAUCCUCGUCGAGCAAAAAUCGCUAUAUUCGUUCGACUUGGAAGGCUACUGGAUGGAUGUGGGUCAGCCAAAGGACUUCCUUUCUGGUUCCGUCCUGUACUUGAACUCCUUGUCGAAGAGACACCCCGAGAGAUUGGCCACUGGCCCCAAUAUCGUCGGUAACGUUCUUGUUGACCCAAGUGCCAAGAUCAGCGAAACAGCUAAAGUUGGUCCUGACGUCGUUAUUGGUCCAAACGUUACCAUUGGUGAUGGUGUGAGAAUCACAAGAUCUGUGGUUCUCUCGAACUCGACUAUCAGAAACCACUCACUGGUUAAAUCGACUAUUGUCGGCUGGUCGUCUACCGUCGGUCAAUGGUGUCGUCUGGAAGGUGUUACCGUAUUGGGUGAUGAUGUCGAAGUUAAAGAUGAAGUUUACAUCAAUGGAGGUAAAGUUUUGCCUCACAAGUCAAUUUCUGCUAAUGUUCCUAAAGAAGCUAUUAUUAUGUAA